GUGAUAUGAUAUGAUCUUAAUUUUCAUUUCUGAGUCCAUUUUAAUGAGAUGGUGGCAUUAAUACUGCCCAUUUGAAAUAAAAUGAUAGUUAAUAUCUUAUCAUUUUGUAAUCUAGUUGUGUUACUGUAAUCCUUUAAAAUCCCAGGCUUAUUACAUACUAAGGCUUAUGAUUCAGUAACUACAGGGACUUGACUAAGCUAUUCUUAGGUUAUAGACAUGUGUAAUAAAACGUUGUGCCUGCUGGUGGGCCCUGGCCUUUUUAGGGGUUAAACAAAGCGAAAUAAAAAAAAUCCAAAAUACAAAUGCAUGAGAUGCUUAUGAGGGUGAAAUUGAAGAUGGACGUGUGUUUGGGGAGGGGACACGCAUUUCCUUAAAUUUGGCUCCAGUUUGUCGUGUGCAGAACACUAAACCUUUUCAGCUCCUUCGAGUGGGUCAGUGUAGCUGGUGAACCCUGUACAGCAGGUAACGCACUUAUGUUAUUUUACACGUUACAAUUUCAGCUAAAAUAUGUACGUUAUGAUAUUCUAGUACUUAAAAUAAGGGACCAAUAAAUUCUGGGUUUGUGUUUACAGGAAAAUGAAGUGGUGCGUCCUGUUUUGUGUUUUCUUCACAACUCUCGUCUCCAAUCAUCUCACUGGUGCCAGAUUCAUUCCUGAAGGAGUUCCCUAUGACGAGCCCCCUGCUGUUCCCUACUGGCCAUACUCAACCUCAGAUUUCUGGAACUACAUAGAAUACUUUCGAAGCAUUGGAGCCUACAACCAGAUCAACCAGAUGGCCAGAGCCUUCUUCGCCCACCAGCAUCUCGGUGACACCUUGGGCUAUGAAGUGCCUGAGCAUGAGCACUGAGGGAAUAAGAUGGCUUUCUGUAUGAGAAUCUAGUAGGAAUUAGUAGCCUAAAGAUAAAAACCAUCUGUUUCUGGUGUAACAUGUCAUGUAGAAAUGUAUCCAGAUAGUUAAAGGUUCAGGUUAUAUUGGCUUUGUUAUGUAUUUUUAAACAUGCCAAUCAAAGCUCAAGCAAAGAAGCUUCAUAUUGUGAUGGUGCGGUUUUUGUAACAGUUUAUAUGUUUAACUUCAUAGAAUCGUCCUUUACUUUGACUUUUACUUUUACGUCAUUGUUACUUUUAAAUAAUAGCUCCAAUAGAAAUAAACAUUGUACAUUGUUAGAAA
This is a messenger RNA of Pygocentrus nattereri (red-bellied piranha), 1167 nucleotides long. It is a transcript of the gene otos, whose product is annotated as otospiralin. Gene Ontology annotation, biological process: sensory perception of sound. NCBI's taxonomy places the organism in Eukaryota, Metazoa, Chordata, Actinopteri, Characiformes, Serrasalmidae. The record is from RefSeq and is a predicted model, not a curated record. Bases 577 to 846 code for a protein of 89 amino acids. The transcript has 3 exons.